Messenger RNA from Fraxinus pennsylvanica, 3204 nucleotides. The record is from the annotation of a GenBank genome assembly. NCBI's taxonomy places the organism in Eukaryota, Viridiplantae, Streptophyta, Magnoliopsida, Lamiales, Oleaceae.
AUGGGGAAACCCUCGAGAGCAAAGGACUCAUCGGACGAGUCGAUUUCCGGUUCCUCGCCGGAGGAGGAGCCGAUCAACGAUCAAAUCAACGACGAGGAAGAUGAAGAGGAGCUAGAGGCCGUGGCACGAACAGCAGACGAGUUCGAGGAUGAUGAUACUGACACUACCAACGCCGCUCAGGAAGAAGAGGAUGACGUCAACGAGGAAGAUAAUGUCGUGGCAAAUGAGGUUGGCAAACGUGAAAGAGAGAGGCUGAAAGAAAUGCAGAAAUUGAAGAAGCAGAAAAUUCAAGAAAUCCUGGAAGCACAGAAUGCUGCUAUCAAUGCCGACAUGAACAACAAAGGAAAGGGUCGUUUGAAGUAUCUCUUGCAGCAGACAGAACUAUUUGCUCACUUUUCUAAGGGCGAUCUGUCUGAAUCUCAGAAGAAGGAAAAGGGAAAGGGUCGCCACGCUUCAAAGCUAACUGAAGAGGAAGAAGAUGAAGAAUAUCUGAAGGAGGAAGAAGAUGGUCUAUCUGGCACAGGAAAUACAAGGCUAGUGGCACAGCCCUCUUGCAUUCAAGGAAAGAUGAGGGAUUACCAACUUGCUGGUUUAAAUUGGCUCAUACGAUUGUAUGAGAAUGGCAUUAAUGGAAUUCUUGCCGAUGAAAUGGGACUUGGUAAAACACUGCAAACCAUAUCCUUGCUGGGCUACUUGCAUGAAUUUAGAGGAAUUACUGGCCCUCACAUGGUCGUCGCUCCAAAAUCUACACUUGGCAAUUGGAUGAAUGAAAUUAAACGUUUCUGUCCUAUUUUGCGUGCUGUGAAGUUUCUUGGAAAUCCAGACGAAAGAAGUUACAUACGUGAGGAAUUACUUGUUGCCGGAAAAUUUGAUGUUUGUGUUACAAGCUUUGAAAUGGCCAUCAAAGAGAAAUCUGCCUUGCGCCGCUUUAGCUGGCGCUAUAUAAUUAUUGACGAAGCUCAUCGCAUCAAAAAUGAAAAUUCCCUUCUUUCAAAAACAAUGAGACUUUACAAUACUAAUUAUCGGCUUCUUAUUACUGGAACGCCACUUCAGAACAAUCUUCACGAACUUUGGUCUCUCCUAAACUUUUUGCUGCCUGAGAUAUUUAGCUCAGCUGAAACAUUCGAUGAGUGGUUCCAAAUUUCUGGUGACAAUGAUCAGCAGGAAGUUGUCCAGCAGCUGCACAAGGUCCUGCGACCCUUCCUUCUCAGAAGAUUGAAGUCCGAUGUUGAAAAAGGUUUACCUCCGAAGAAGGAAACAAUACUUAAAGUUGGUAUGUCUCAGAUGCAAAAGCAUUACUAUAAGGCUCUGCUGCAGAAAGAUCUGGAGGUUGUAAAUGCUGGUGGAGAACGCAAACGUCUUCUUAAUAUAGCCAUGCAACUGCGAAAAUGUUGUAAUCAUCCAUAUUUAUUUCAAGGUGCUGAACCUGGUCCACCUUAUACCACUGGAGAUCAUCUCAUAGAAAAUGCUGGAAAAAUGGUUCUUCUAGACAAGUUGCUUCCAAAAUUAAAGGAGCGUGAUUCCAGAGUUUUGAUAUUCUCACAGAUGACAAGGCUGCUGGACAUUCUUGAAGACUACUUAAUGUUUCGUGGAUACCAGUAUUGUCGCAUUGAUGGAAAUACUGGUGGGGAUGAUCGGGAUGCUUAUAUAGAAGCCUUCAACAUGCCAGGAAGUGAGAAAUUUGUCUUUCUACUGUCAACUAGAGCUGGAGGUCUUGGUAUCAACCUUGCUACUGCUGACGUUGUUAUUCUCUAUGACAGCGAUUGGAAUCCACAGGUUGAUUUGCAGGCUCAGGAUCGUGCUCAUAGAAUUGGGCAGAAGAAGGAAGUCCAAGUUUUCCGAUUCUGCACUGAGUACACUAUUGAGGAAAAAGUGAUUGAGAGGGCCUAUAAAAAGCUUGCAUUGGAUGCUUUGGUUAUCCAGCAAGGGCGACUAGCAGAGCAAAAGUCUGUUAACAAGGAUGAGCUGCUGCAAAUGGUGAGAUUUGGUGCUGAAAUGGUUUUCAGUUCCAAAGAUAGCACAAUCACAGAUGAAGAUAUAGACAGGAUAAUUGCCAAGGGAGAAGAGGCAACAGCUGAACUUGAUGCCAAGAUGAAAAAAUUCACUGAAGAUGCUAUCAAAUUUAAAAUGGAUGACUCCGCUGAUUUGUAUGCUUUUGAGGAUGAAAAGGAUGAAAGCAAGUUUGAUUUCAAGAAACUUGUCAGUGAUAAUUGGAUUGAGCCUCCGAAAAGGGAACGAAAGCGCAAUUACUCUGAGUCGGAAUACUUCAAGCAAACAAUGCGUCAAAGUGGUCCUGCUAGACCAAAAGAACCCCGAAUCCCCCGCAUGCCACAGUUGCAUGACUUCCAGUUCUUCAAUACUCAGCGUCUCACUGAGCUGUAUGAGAAAGAAGUGCGCUGCCUCAUGCAAAUCCAACAGAGAAGUCAGGUGAAAGAUACAAUAGAGGUGGAUGAACCUGAAGAUGUGGGAGAUCCAUUGACUACUGAGGAGCAGGAAGAGAAGGAGCGACUGCUGGAAGAAGGAUUUUCGACAUGGAGCAGAAGGGACUUCAAUACAUUUAUCAGGGCCUGUGAGAAGUAUGGUCGAAAUGAUAUUAAAAAUAUUGCUUAUGAAAUGGAAGGGAAAACUGAGGACGAAGUUGAGAGAUAUUCAAAAGUUUUCAAGGAAAGAUACAAAGAAUUGAAUGACUAUGAUAGGAUUGUUAAGAACAUUGAAAGAGGAGAGGCUAGAAUUUCAAGGAGAGACGAGAUCAUGAAAGCUAUUGGGAAGAAGAUGGAUCGCUAUAAGAAUCCAUGGCUCGAGUUAAAGAUCCAGUAUGGCCAGAAUAAAGGAAAGUUAUACAAUGAAGAAUGUGAUCGUUUCAUGGUAUGCAUGGUUCACAAGAUCGGGUAUGGGAACUGGGAUGAGCUGAAAGCAGCCUUUCGUAUGUCGCCAUUGUUCCGUUUUGAUUGGUUUGUGAAGUCUCGUACAACACAAGAACUUGCAAGAAGAUGUGAUACUCUUAUUCGUUUAGUGGAGAAGGAAAACCAAGAACAUGACGAGAUAGAGAGACGAGCUCGUAAAGAGAAAAAACUGGCAAAGAAUAUGACACCAUCUAAGCGUGCCGUGGCCAGACAGGCUGCUGACAGCCCCCCUCCAACCUUGAAAAAGCGGAAGCAAUCAUCAAUGGAUGAUUAUGUGAGCUCGGGAAAGAAGAAGAAAUGA